This is a messenger RNA of Botrytis fragariae, 210 nucleotides long. RefSeq lists its product as uncharacterized. The coding region runs from base 1 to 210 and encodes 69 amino acids. NCBI's taxonomy places the organism in Eukaryota, Fungi, Ascomycota, Leotiomycetes, Helotiales, Sclerotiniaceae. The record is from RefSeq and is a predicted model, not a curated record. The transcript has 3 exons.
AUGAAUGUAUCUAAACUAGAGGUUCUGUUCGGUGUGAAGGGAAUGAGAUCGAAGGACUCCUCGGAGCCCAAUGGCUUCAAAUCGAGAUAUCUCAAUACUCUUGAUUCAUCGGUUUCAAGAACUCUCCGCCCGAUGGGCGCCAACUACUUUAUUAAGGCUACGACCCGAUCACCAUCACAUUUGUACUUGGGUACUACUUUCGAGUCUUGA